Drosophila obscura is the source of this 557-nucleotide messenger RNA. RefSeq names its product lipopolysaccharide-induced tumor necrosis factor-alpha factor homolog. Gene Ontology annotation, molecular function: zinc ion binding. The coding region runs from base 3 to 434 and encodes 143 amino acids. The transcript is spliced from 2 exons. Lineage: Eukaryota; Metazoa; Arthropoda; Insecta; Diptera; Drosophilidae. The record is from RefSeq and is a predicted model, not a curated record.
AUAUGGAACCCGUUUAUCCAGCCGCUCCACUGGAGGCUCCGAAGGGCACAGGAGACGUCCUGGCCGAGCACCAGCAGCUACUGACACCGUCACCUCCCAGCUACGAUCAGGCCACAUCCUCUCCGGCGCUCACCACGGGACCCGCAGCGACUCCAGCUCCAAGUGCAGCUCCCGUCCAGCAUACAGUGGUGGUGGUUCCUGGAUCAAUCUACGGGCCGGAGCCCCUGGACAUUCAGUGUCCCUACUGCCACAACUAUGCGCGCACCCGCGUCUCCUAUCGGCCCAACUCGCGCACCCAUCUGAUAGCCCUGAUUCUGUGCCUCUUCCAGCUGUACUGCUGCGUGUGUCUGCCGUACUGCAUUGGCAGUUGCAUGAACACCAACCACUACUGUGGCAUGUGCGACCACUACCUUGGCAGCUACCAGCGCAAAUGAGGAUGGGCCUGAUACCAUGCUCUGGAGAUGGGCUUCUUUCCUCUUUGUCUGUUUCCUCGCUCUUUUCAUGCUUACACAUUUAUGUAUAAAAAACGCUUAGAUAAUAAACUGAUGAUGGUCUUU